Molecule: messenger RNA, 288 nt
Organism: Chondrus crispus (carragheen)
Lineage: Eukaryota; Rhodophyta; Florideophyceae; Gigartinales; Gigartinaceae
Exons: 1
Coding region: 1-288 (95 amino acids)
Source: RefSeq, a predicted model, not a curated record
AUGUUGGCAAUGUUUACGGCCUUCCCGAACUCGACGUGCCGUGUCCAGAGUUAUGUCUUCGCAGCGCUCUGGCAAACGACAAGCAUUCUCCAUGAUGGCUACACCGUCCAAAACUGGUCCCGAAGCCAUGUUCGCUCUACACCGCACUUGCCUCCCGCACUAGCUAAGGCUCGCCCACGAAGAGCUGCACAACCCGCCUCCUUAUUGUGCUCCUCACAGAGCACGCAGAUGAAUGUGAGAACCAUCGCCCGAGGGUCCCAUAGAUACGGCACGCAGGGCAUGCCGUGA